AUGGCUAUCAGCAUACAGGUCAUGACGAGGGCACCCGGUGACACCUUGCACGCGAUCGCCGUCAGGCAGAACGGACUGACCGCCACGCAGUACGUCGCCGUGGAGAAGACUUUCGUCUCCCUGUGGUCGCUAGGAUUCGUUCACGGAGACUCCCACGCGAAUAACAUCUUGUACGACGUCAAGAACGAUAAGCCUACUUGCAUAGACGUUGGGAUGAGUCUCCUGCUUCCGUUCGCCAUCCGGGACGCCGUCAGGAGCUUCGACCCGGCCAGAUACUCGGGGCCGGAGAUCUUCGCACGCACCAUAGACCACCUGACGCAUGGGUACAUCCAGAACUACAACGCAGAUGGAAAGAUGCUGGCGACGUACUUGAAGUGGGUUCUCCCCGGAGAACGAACGCUCGUGAACCGCCUGCGCUACGAAGCGUGGAAAAGUGGGAUGGCCCGAGUCAGGAGAGCGUGGGACGUUUCGUGUAUCAAACGCCCUGAUUACGCGUUCAUCUUCGACACACAUGCAGUCGUCCUAGAAGUCGAUGAGGAUCAUCACCGCUACUACAACGUCUCGUGCGAGGUGGACCGCAUGGGCAAGAUCAAGGACCUCGUGCGGCUCCCCCUUCACUUCGUGCGCUUCAACCCGGCCGAGAGACGCUAUGGACUCCUCAAAGACAUUCUAAAACGCCUCUUCAGGGACUGCAGGAGUGCAGAGAACACUGCAGGAGAGCCUCAUAGGGGUGGUCUGAUGCCACCCAAGAAACCCCCCGACGUCGCUCUCCACCACGAAUGCCUGGCCUACGUGAGCAAGCUCUUCAAAGAGCCUAGGACCCGAGAGGACGUCAAGCUCCGGGCCCUGAGGAACAAAGAGACCGAAUGCACCGUGGUCAAGACCAGCCUAAACAGCUUCUGCAAGGAGGCUGCCAGGGCCCUUCCUCUAGAGAGUGUGCUCAAGGAAGUGAAUAAGGCCAUCUGUGAAGCCUACAUUCUUGCUAACCUGCAUAUACUACGGAUGUGUGAGUUGGGUUGCGAAGUUCCACCUCUGGAUCAGCCUUUCUUCUACAACUGCCUCUCUGCCGUCAGCAUGGCUGGUAGGCAGAAGAGCUCCGUCAAAGACCUCUACCUCAGGGAGACCGUAGAGCUCUACCUGGCAUCACGCCUUGCAGGCUAUCGGCCUCCGGACUGCAAGCAUCUCUCUUCCGGCUGGUACCAGAAUGCGAGCCUUCAGAUGGCCACGUGCAUCAAGAACUCCAUCGCCACGAACUUCUACAAGCGCUUCAAGCGCUACCUGAAGCACACGUACUCGCUCGAUGGCCCUUCAUGCUAUGCCAAGAUGCGGGACAUGUUCGCCGAUGAGUACGAAGGCAACGACCCACUGGUUUUGAGGUACCGAGCCAUACUUCCGAAAGCCACUACUGGCAGGGCAGACUCCACCCCUCACAUACUCAUGCCGAUGCAAUACAUGUUCCUGCGCUACAUAGAGUUGCAUCACCCCCUGACAGAAGAAGAACUGAAGAAAGGCAAGCAGCUGAGGCUCUUCAGCCUCCUGCCCACGAAGAGGGGCAUCGAGUGCAAUCACCUCAAGAUGUGCACCAACGGACUCUAUGGGCUUCUCAAGAGGGGAGGGGUCAAGCUUCCAGCCUCGGGAGCGGAGUUCAGGAAGGUGGCUGACGACUACUGGCGGGACCUCUUCGACAUCGCAAAGUUCGAGACAUGCAACGCAAAUUCGCAGGAGAGAUAA
Klebsormidium nitens is the source of this 1731-nucleotide messenger RNA. The record is from the annotation of a GenBank genome assembly. NCBI's taxonomy places the organism in Eukaryota, Viridiplantae, Streptophyta, Klebsormidiophyceae, Klebsormidiales, Klebsormidiaceae.